Messenger RNA from Hyla sarda, 5073 nucleotides. It is a transcript of the gene SLC2A11, whose product is annotated as solute carrier family 2 member 11. The record is from RefSeq and is a predicted model, not a curated record. Gene Ontology annotation, cellular component: membrane. Gene Ontology annotation, biological process: DNA recombination; monosaccharide transmembrane transport. The coding region runs from base 285 to 1805 and encodes 506 amino acids. Gene Ontology annotation, molecular function: DNA strand exchange activity; hexose transmembrane transporter activity. NCBI's taxonomy places the organism in Eukaryota, Metazoa, Chordata, Amphibia, Anura, Hylidae. The transcript is spliced from 12 exons.
AGUGCCGCCGGCUAAAUCUCCAGCAGAAAUUCUGCCGAGAUUCCGUAGUGUGAAGAGGGGCACCUUUUAUAUAGAAGUAUGUGGGAGACUUUCUUUCCUUCUCCCUAUUCCAUGCAUUAUAUGAGUACAGUGUAAGCAGCAGAGCGAUCACCCUGCGCCUGUGUGACAACCAUCAUCCUGCGCAAGGUCCAUAUCUGCCACCUGAUACCCUGCCUGUCAUCGGGUACAUUGUGCAGCAGUCACACUGCCCGGCACCGUGCGGCCACAGAACACCCCUCCCGCCCAUGGAGGAAGAGGGGGAAGACGAGGAGACCCCGACACCAAGCACUACACGGGCACCGGGAUGGGUGUUGCUCCUUACUAUGUGCGCAGCUGGUAUUGGUGGCACUUUCCAGUAUGGUUACAACCUCACUAUCAUCAAUGCACCCACAAAUCAUAUUCAAAAAUUUGUGAAUGAGACAUGGUUAGAACGCUACGGAUCAGCGCUGGACAGCUGGACAAUAACUCUCAUCUGGUCCAUAAUAGUCUCUGUGUUCCCACUUGGUGGCUUUAUGGGAGCCCUGCUGGCAGGUCCUAUGGCUAUCAGGCUAGGAAGAAAGAAGUCACUGCUCUUCAAUAAUCUGUUUAUAAUACUGUCUGCAAUCCUUUGUGGGUUCAGCCGUUAUGCCAAGUCCUUUGAAAUGGUCAUACUGGGCAGAAUCUUAGCUGGUGUUAAUUCAGGCAUCAGCAUGUGUAUUCAGCCUAUGUAUCUUGGGGAAAGUGCCCCUAAAAAUCUCCGUGGCACGGGAGCUCUGUCAUGUGCAGUCAGUACAGCCAUUGGACUGGUAAUGGGACAAGUAGUAGGACUAAGAGAGAUAUUGGGCAGUGAGGAGGUAUGGCCUCUUCUUCUAGCCAGUAACGUGGUUCCAGGUAUCAUACAACUGGUGGUCCUUCCUUGGGUUCCUGAAAGCCCUCGAUAUUUGUUGAUAGAUUUGAAGGACAAGGAUUCCUGUGAAGCUGCUUUACGUCGGUUUCGAGGAAACUGUGAUUUUAGUAGUGAGGUGGAAGAGAUAAUGGCCGAGCAGAAAGCAAUACACGGACAGAAACCAAAAAGUCUUUGUGAGCUUAUACGGGAUUCAUCCCUGCGACGGCAGGUUCUCACUAUAGUGGUCCUCAGCAGUGCCAUGCAGCUCUGUGGUAAUGACUCGAUGUAUUUCUAUGCAUCCUAUAUAUUUCAAGCAGCUGGGAUCUCCUCUGAGCAGAUUCAGUAUGUUGUAAUUGGUACAGGAAGUUGUGAGCUCAUCACUUCAAUCACUUGUACUUUAGUCAUUGAUCAUGUUGGACGCCGUGUGUUGCUGAUGGGAGGGUACAGCUUGAUGUCUGUCUGGGCAGUGGUUUUUAUGGUGGCCUUGUCUCAGCAGGAACACAUUAUAUGGAUGCCGUAUCUCAGCAUGGUCUGUAUUUUUGCCUACAUCUUGAGCUUUGGAAUUGGUCCAGCCGGAGUUACUGGUUUAAUGCCAGCUGAGAUAUUUGACCAGAUGGCCAGGCCUGCUGCAUACGUGAUAUGUGGCUCCCUCAUGUGGCUAAUACUAUUUGUGGUGGGAUUGGCUUUUCCCUUCAUUGUGCAAGGACUUGGUCAUUUCUGCUUCAUGCCAUUUCUAGUGGUCUGUGUCUGCACCACUUUGUAUGUUGGAUUCUUCCUCCCCGAGACCAAAGGAAAAAGUGUGUUAGAAAUCACAGAAGAAUUUAAAACACGCAGAGCUAAGCCACACAUUGAGGAAAAUGGCUGGCUUGGACCUCAGGAGAUCAAGUCCACCAGUCUGUAAGAUGAGGAAUAUUAAACAUCAAGUUCACACUCCUUGCAGCAUUGUUGGAUUCUGCAUGUCGGAGCUGAGAUUUAAGUGACAAAUAUAAAACCCCUUCUAAGAUGUCUUCCGAUUUUGCCUGAAGUUGCCUAGUUUGUAUAUUUAUUAUUGUCCAUCCACUCCUAAUGAAAAUGACCUCAGCAUAAUCUGUCUAUAUCAUGAGCUGCUAAAGAAUUCAGCUGUAUCUAUAAUACUUGAAUAUAGUAAAUGCCGGUCGUGGUCCGGUUAUAUACAUUUCUUAUUUUAUGUUAUGUAAAGCUGAAUGUAUCUCAGGUCCCCAUUCUCCUUAUAAAGGUGAAACGACUGUCCUGUUCAAUGUAUAAGAUGUGCAGCAGACAGGGUCACUGCAAUUAUACAUAUACCACACAAUAUAUGUGUUUGUUUUUUGUUUUUUUUUAGCAUUUGGGCCACUUGUAGAUAUAUUUAGAAAAGCAAUAGUGAUAGAAUUGGGAAAUUUUAAAUGAAAGGCUUUUGGGAUUAAUAAGGAUAUAGUUAUGCUUUACUUCAGGGAGGACAGUGCUAAAAACCUUAAGUAGCAUAUGUUUGCCAAGGGGAUUUUCUCCUACUCUGGACAGUACCUAAAAUGGACAGAGAUGUCAGCAGAGAGCACUGUGGUCAUGAUGUCAGCAGAGAGCACUGUGGUCAUGAUGUCAGCAGAGAGCACUGUGGUCAUGAUGUCAGCAGAGAGCACUAUGGUCAUGAUGUAAGCAGAGAGCACUGUGGUCAUGAUGUAAGCAGAGAGCACUGUGGUCAUGAUGUAAGCAGAGAGCACUGUGGUCAUGAUGUCAGCAGAGAGCACUGUGGUCAUGAUGUCAGCAGAGAGCACUGUGGUCAUGAUGUAAGCUGAGAGCACUGUGGUCAUGAUGUCAGCAGAGAGCUCUGUGUUCCAAAAAGAAAAUAAUUUCCUCUGUAGUAUUCAGAAGCUAAUAAGUACUGGAAUGAUUAAGAUUUUUUUAUUAGAAGUCAUUUACAAAUCUGUUUAACUUUCUGGCACCAGUUGAUAAAAAAUAAAUAAAAAAGUUUUCCACCGGAGUACCCCUUUAAACUAGGACUUCAUGGUAUCUUCAUUGUUCCUAACCAUGGCUGAAUUCUUGUGCAUUACCUGCAAUCUUAGGCUAUGUUCACACAGCGGAAUGUCUGAGCAGAAUUCCAUAGGAAUAUUCCGCUGCAGCAGAGUCUCAUUGUUUUCAGUGCUUUCAAUGCGGUUUUCUGCUGCACUGUUCCCACAGCGGAAUUUCCGAUUCUGGUGUCCGCAGAAAGAAUAGACAUGAAUAGCUUAUUUGAGUGUGACUGCGUAUGUGUGAGUGUAUGCGACAUACAACAUGUCUGAGAACAGUAAGCAUGCAAUGAUGUUUAAAUCUGAAAAGUCUAGUUACCCUUACUUUUAUUUACUGAAUCUUAUGUACAUAGUCAAGUACACUAAGAAAGGAAAUAGAAACUACUUCUAGUUAUAACAUUUGUGUUUACACAAUAUCUUUACAGAACAAAAGUCCAGGUAGAGAACAGUUACUAGCUGUUAAGGAGUGUUACUGAUGGAGCAAACCUGUAUGUUUUCAUGUAGAGGCACAACACAAUGCAUACAAAUACCUACAAACAACACAGUGGCCCUCAUUUACUUCGAAAAUCGGGUUGUAAGUCUAUCUUGCUUUCUUACCCGACUGCUUUUUUCCCCUGGUAUUUAUUAUUAUGUUGCAUCCUGUUUGUCGCUCGUGGGUUUUGUUGGUUUUGGUUUCCAACUCCUCUGAGUUGUCGGGAAAAAAUCCACAACAAUUCAACAAAUUCAGGUUGGAAACCUUUAUAAAUACGUGGGAAAGCUCAGAAAUGUCAGGUUACGCCCCUUUUUCGGGUUUGGGAGAAUCCACAUCGGGUCCGUCGGGAAAAAAUGUUGCAUCGUGUCGCAGACUGGCGCACGAUGUCUGCGACAUGGCGCAGACAAAGAUGCAACAAAAAACCCCGACAAAACAAGUCGGGUUUAGAAUAGUAAAUGAGGGCCAUUGUGGCCUCACCAAAUUCCACAGAUCUUCAGGGUCUCGGCAGCAGUAUAUUCAGAGAGCGGACAAUAGAAUGUGGAAGAGUAAAGUACAUGCGGCACUCACCAGAACAUAAAAAUCUCCUCCUUUAUGCAGGUCAUGAUGUUUAUUUUAACAUUUUAUAAUUAGAAUAUAUAUACAAACACAUGAAGGGCAACAGCUGUUUUGUCUGUUUUUUCUGCGGAAUCUGCUCGGAAAGGCAUUUCAAAGCAGUCCUAGUGCCGGCAUGUUCUGCUAGCGCCCGCUGUAUGCGGAAUGUCGACCAGGACAUUCUGUUGUGUGAACAUAGCCCUAUUGUGACCAUCAGACAACAAACCAUGAGUCCUAACAUUGUGCAAACACCUUAUUGUUACUGACUCUUAAAGGACUUGUAUUUUAUUGGGGCACUUCAUCAAUAUUUUUAAUAGAAUGCUCUAAUUAGGUCAGUAAGCCAGUGUUUACCAACUAGUGUGCCUCCAGCUGUUGUAAAACUAGUACUUCCAGCAAGCCUGGGAGUUGCAGCUUUGCAACCACUGGAGGCACACUAGUUGGGAAACGCUGAUGUAGUAGGAAACUGUGAUGACAAUGGUCAGCGGAAUAAUCGAUCAACCAACAAAUAUUAUUUCUUCAGCCCCCUUAAAGCCAACAUGGCCUAAAAUGCCAAUACCUAAUGUGGUGAGUGGGUGUGAUAUAGUAAAUAACAAACACCUCCUAUAAGUAGGCUUAUGAUAUACUACUGGAUGUCAUUUAGGGAUACUUAUCUCUAGAUUGAUCAGAAUAUACUAAAACAUCAGUCUGCCUGAUCACAUGAGUUUCGGCGCUAUUCUCGAGCAACAGCAUAGCACUUAUAAUUUACCUGUCUCCUGACACCGGCCACAAUGAGAGUAACCCUUUAAAUACUUUUGUCUUUUUGACACAAAAGUAUUUACCCUCACAUUGAUUUUUCUGGCUAACAUGGUACCACACUAGUUUUUGCUGUACAUAGUUAUGCCAGGCAAAAGCACUAUUAAAUUUUUCAAAUUUUCAUCUAUAUAGUCUUGUAUGAUGCAUGAUCUCUUCCAUAAAGUUUAUAAACAACCCUACAAAUAUUAAUAAAAGGAUUUUUUCUAAUUUUCCAAGGGUCUGCAUUUACAGUCUAAAUAUGUAUGUGUAUGUCCAAAUAGAACAAUUCUUUGUGCAAUUCUUUCUGUGGAAUUUGCUCGGAAAUAAAUUGCUGUCCA